AUGAACACGCAACUUUCUCGAGUUGGAAUGCUGGUUAUUGACUUUGAUGAAACAGUCACACUCGAAGACACGACUUGUGAAAUAGCCAACCUCGCUUAUAAUAAAAGAGCCAGAAAAAAUAUUUGUCCCAUGACCAUAAUAGAGAAAGUAAACGAUAGUAAUAGAGCGAGAUUUGGAAGUAGGAAGCAGUCACGGUCCCUCAUACUGCAGUCCCACCCACAGCAACUCCAACAAAUUCAAACCUCAAGCGACUAUCCAUAUCCUUGUCCGCCACCUUGGUCUUUUUUUGUAAACCUUUACUUCAAAGAACGCGCCGAUUUCAUAUUGAAAUGGCGUCAGAAUAAUCCUCACUACACGCUCAAUGAUUUCUACUCUCUUCUUUCGUCUCUCUCCCUUGUCGAGAACAAUUCUCUUGACCGCGUCGAAUCCUACCAUUGUCUUACUGGUAUUUGUGCCUCUGAGCUUUAUUCAUGUGGGAAAUGUAUUCCCAAACGUCCAGGCGUGGUCGAAUGCAUACGCUCUUUUAUUCAAAAGGACAAUCGAAGCGUAUACGUAUUAAGUACUAACUGGUCGAGUGACCUGAUACUGGGCGCGUUGAGUGAUGUAGGUGUGGAGAGGAGUAUAAUCAUGUCUAAUGAUUUGGACUUUGAUUCGAAGGGUGAAUACGCGACCGGGAAGAUUACAAGAAACGUGGUGACGGGUACGGACAAGCUGAAAUUAUUUAAAAAGUUGACUACAUCCAAGGGAAUGUUGACUGUCUAUGUUGGUGAUUCCGAUACCGAUCUUCCGUGUCUAUGUGAGUAUUAG
This is a messenger RNA of Paraglomus brasilianum, 807 nucleotides long. NCBI's taxonomy places the organism in Eukaryota, Fungi, Glomeromycota, Glomeromycetes, Paraglomerales, Paraglomeraceae. The record is from the annotation of a GenBank genome assembly.